This is a messenger RNA of Rhinocladiella mackenziei CBS 650.93, 1257 nucleotides long. RefSeq lists its product as uncharacterized. The record is from RefSeq and is a predicted model, not a curated record. The coding region runs from base 1 to 1257 and encodes 418 amino acids. Gene Ontology annotation, molecular function: zinc ion binding; DNA binding. NCBI's taxonomy places the organism in Eukaryota, Fungi, Ascomycota, Eurotiomycetes, Chaetothyriales, Herpotrichiellaceae. Gene Ontology annotation, biological process: DNA-templated transcription. The transcript is spliced from 3 exons.
AUGGCCGUCUCACCAUCGCCACAGACACAGAACAGUGGCCGACGCGAAGUCAUUGAGCUUCAUGAAGGCGUGAACUCGAUGACUAUUCUCGGCGAGGCCCUGGGCCAACAACACCCUAACCGCCUCGUUAGAGUCAUUGUUGAGGAAGAUAGCUCUAGGCGCCAUCCUCGACAGUCUUUUCCCGGUCUAGACGAUGCGGACGUGGCGUAUCUAACGUCGAAAGGAGCACUCAGCUUCCCGCCUCGCUCUAUCUGCAACGAGCUCCUCCGUCUGUAUUUUGCCCAUAUCUAUCCUUAUGCACCCGUGCUCGACCGUGUCAAGCUCAUGCGGGAUUACAGAGCCAACCGACAUUCGGUCUUCGUCCUACAAUCGAUCCUUGCCAACGUUGUCCCAUAUACUCCCAAAGAGCUCCUCAGGCAAGCUGGGUACGAGGAUCGCAUCACGGCCCAAAAGACCCUAUAUUCCAAGGCCAGGCUUCUUUAUGACUCGGGAUGCGAAAGGAAUCAGCUCUAUCUGCUCCAGGGCUCAUUCAUGCUCAGCUCUCUGUCCUUUUCGUAUGCAAUAGACAAGGACUAUCGGUACUGGCUCAGCAAUGCCGGAAGGAUCGCUACGCGGAUGGGUCUCCACAGGAACUAUGCUUCCGAGACACUCGGCAAACGCUCAAAGCGGCUCUUUCGCCGCAUAUGGUGGACUUUAUACAAUCGCGACACGCUGCUGACAAUUUCGGGAAUUGACAAUCUGAGAAGAUUCAAUGACCGAUACUGUGACACGGCACCCCUACGGGAGUCGGAUAUGGACGAGGACGGAGAGAUUCCGGAAGAGUUUCGCGGCGUCGUCUACCCCGUGUCCCUCCUACAUAAGAUGUUCAUGGUGGAGUAUAGCAAACUGUCGACCAUCAGCGGCCUCUUCAUACGGGAUUUCAAAACGCCCGGUAAAACCCCGACGCCCGAGGAGAUUGAAUAUCUAAGCAACCGGAUCACCUCCUGGCGAAAGCAGUUGCCUGCCGAAAUGCAGAUCCACGGCAUCCAAGACGACUGGCCCUCUGAUAGUGUUUUGGUUUUGGUGUUGUUGGCCAUGGGCUAUCGCCUGGAGACGGUCUUCUAUCGAGCGGUCAAAGAGUAUUAUCGAGCACAGAAAGACCCUACUGCGAUGCAGCGGGUGGCUCAACGGCAAGAGAGCGCAAUGUUCGAGCUGUCCACGAUAAUCCAGCGAGCCUCGAUGCACGAGGUGCUACAUCUAUGUCCGCUGUCCUUGUGA